This is a messenger RNA of Gymnogyps californianus (California condor), 2733 nucleotides long. It is a transcript of the gene MCC, whose product is annotated as MCC regulator of WNT signaling pathway. Gene Ontology annotation, biological process: negative regulation of canonical Wnt signaling pathway. The transcript has 17 exons. Gene Ontology annotation, cellular component: cytoplasm. The coding region runs from base 16 to 2733 and encodes 905 amino acids. Lineage: Eukaryota; Metazoa; Chordata; Aves; Accipitriformes; Cathartidae. The record is from RefSeq and is a predicted model, not a curated record. Gene Ontology annotation, molecular function: calcium ion binding.
UCCGGAGCUGGGCUCAUGAUGGCGGCAGCCGCCGUAGCGGAGGUCAGCAGCGCCGGGAGUAGCAGCAGCGAUACCUCCAGCACGGGCGAGGAGGAGAGGAUGAGGCGCCUCUUCCAGACCUGUGACGGGGACGGGGAUGGCUUCAUCAGCAGGAACGACUUGCUGAUGAUGUGCCGCCAACUGAAUAUGGAGGAGUCUGUCGCGGAGAUCAUGCACCAGUUGGGAGCAGAUGAAAAUGGAAAAAUUUCCUUCCAGGAUUUUAGUCAGUGCCGCAUGGAACUGGUACGAGAAAUCAGGAAGGAGGAAGUGGAGCUUUCUGUGAAAUCGGAUGACUCUUGUAAAAAGAAAAAGUUAAGGGAUAGGAUAGCUUCCUGGCCAACUAGCAGCAAUAACAGUUUAGGUGCCUUAUCAGGAGCCAGAGAAAGCUGGGAGUAUGAUUCAGGAGCAAGAGACCUUCAGAGUCCAGACCUCCAGAGUCAUUUUACACUACAAAAGGUGUUGGAGCAUGGUGGAAGCAAUGUGACUCAACACGCUGCUCUGCAAAGACUUAUAGCUCAGGCCUCAAAUUUUAGCAACUCUGUUGGAGGAAGCUACUUAGAACUUGCCAACACUCUUCAUUUAGCAGCCCUGGCUUCAUUAAAGGGAGACAUAGUGGAGCUUAAUAAACGUCUCCAACAAACAGAAAGGGAGCGUGACCUGUUGGAAAAGAAAUUGGCAAAAGCACAGUGUGAACAAUCCCACCUAAUGAGAGAGCACGAAGACGUGCAGGAGCGAACAACACUACGCUACGAGGAACGAAUCACAGAGCUGCACAGUAUCAUUGCUGAAUUAAAUAAGAAAAUUGAUCGACUACAGGGAACAACAAUAAGGGAGGAGGAUGAAUAUUCAGAGCUGCGGUCAGAGCUCAGCCAAAGCCAGCAUGAGGUUAACGAAGACUCACGCAGCAUGGACCAGAAUUCUGUUUCAGUACCAGAGAAUCAGUCCACCAUGGUCACUGCAGACGUGGAUAACUGUAGUGACUUGAAUUCAGAACUGCAAAGAGUGCUGACAGGUCUGGAAAAUGUUGUCUGCGGGAGGAAGAAAAGCAGCUGCAGUUUAUCAGUAGCAGAAGUGGAUAGACAUAUUGAACAACUCACUACCGCCAGUGAACAUUGUGAUUUAGCCAUUAAGACCGUAGAAGAGAUUGAGGGUGUACUGGGACGUGACCUUUAUCCAAAUCUAUCUGAAGAGAGAUCUCGAUGGGAAAAGGAGCUAGCUGGCUUGCGGGAAGAGAAUGAGAGCCUCACAGCGAUGCUGUGUAGCAAAGAGGAGGAGCUGAACAGGACCAAGGCUACCAUGAACGCUAUUCGUGAAGAAAGGGACAGACUGCGUAGAAGGGUUCGUGAACUGCAAACACGUUUGCAAAGCGUGCAGGCAACAGGCCCAUCCAGCCCAAGUCGUCUGACUUCUGCCAAUCGACCCAUUAACCCCAGCACGGGAGAGCUGAGCACAAGCAGCAGUAGCAAUGACAUUCCCAUAGCCAAGAUUGCUGAAAGAGUGAAGUUGUCAAAGACAAGAUCAGAGUCUUCAUCAUCUGAUAGACCUGUCUUAGGAUCAGAAAUCAGCAGCAUAGGGGUGUCUAGUACAGUGGCUGAACAUUUGGCACAUUCUCUCCAAGACUGCUCAAACAUCCAGGAAAUCUUCCAGACUCUUUAUUCGCAUGGAUCUGCUAUCUCUGAAAGUAAAAUCCGAGAGUUUGAAGUGGAGACAGAGAGAUUAAAUAGCCGUAUUGAGCACUUGAAAUCCCAGAAUGACUUGUUGACAAUAACACUGGAAGAGUGCAAGAGCAAUGCUGAGAGGAUGAGCAUGCUUGUUGGAAAGUACGAGUCCAAUGCCACAGCCCUCAGGCUUGCAUUGCAGUACAGUGAACAGUGCAUAGAAGCGUAUGAGCUGCUGUUGGCAUUGGCAGAAAGUGAGCAGAGUCUCAUUCUUGGGCAGUUCAGAGCUGCAGGUGUUGGUUCUGUUGGGGACCAGACAGGUGAUGAAAACAUCACCCAGAUGCUUAAGAGAGCUCAUGACUGCAGGAAGACAGCUGAGAACGCAGCAAAAGCCUUGCUCAUGAAACUAGAUGGGAGCUGCGGGGGAGCCUAUGCGAUCACUGGCUGUAGCGUGCAGCCCUGGGAAAGCCUGUCAUCCAACAGCCACACAAGUACUACCAGCUCAACUGCAAGCAGUUGUGAUACGGAAUUUACAAAGGAGGAUGAGCAGCGGCUGAAGGAUUACAUCCAGCAGUUGAAAAAUGACCGGGCAGCAGUGAAACUAACAAUGCUGGAGCUGGAAAGCAUCCACAUUGAUCCCCUUAGUUAUGACGUCAAACCUCGUGGAGACAGCCAGAGGCUAGACCUGGAAAAUGCAGUGUUGAUGCAGGAACUUAUGGCAAUGAAGGAGGAGAUGGCAGAGCUCAAGGCACAGCUUUACCUGCUGGAGAAGGAGAAGAAGGCAUUGGAAUUGAAACUGAGCACUCGAGAGGCCCAGGAGCAGGCCUACCUCGUCCAUAUUGAGCACUUGAAGUCUGAAGUGGAAGAGCAAAAAGAGCAGAGAAUGAGGUCUCUCAGCUCAACCAGCAGUGGAAGCAAAGACAAAUUGGGCAAGGAGUGCAGUGAUGGCACCGCAACACCGUUAACACUAGCUGAGCUGAGACCGUACAACGAGAGUGAACUGACUGCUGAACUGACAAACGCACUCAGGCGGUAA